Molecule: messenger RNA, 2733 nt
Organism: Anarrhichthys ocellatus (wolf-eel)
Lineage: Eukaryota; Metazoa; Chordata; Actinopteri; Perciformes; Anarhichadidae
Gene: wipf2a
Product: WAS/WASL interacting protein family, member 2a
Exons: 6
Coding region: 550-1890 (446 amino acids)
Biological process (GO): actin filament-based movement
Cellular component (GO): actin filament
Molecular function (GO): actin binding
Source: RefSeq, a predicted model, not a curated record
GAGAACAGGACCGAUAAUAAAACGGUGUCAACGGCGGAGUAAUGGCUCUGCUGGUCGCAGCCGGUCAGGAGUGCGGGUAAAGUUGUCCGUAGCUACCUGUGAAACAGUUAAAAAGUGACUUCCUUUAACACUUCGUUGUCUCAAAAGAAGUCUUUACCGACAGAAGUCACACAAGCAGCCGGACUGCGCUGACACACUGACAGCUGGAGAAAGUAAACAGAUCAAUGCUAACCAGCUAACUGCGGCUAGCCACGAGCUAACUGCGGCUAGCUACGCUGCUAGCCUGAGCUAAUGCUAACGUUAGCCGGCUAACCUGUGAGUGGUGGUGUUGUUUUUGGUGACGUUAACUUGCAUAAUAAUAUUUUUGUCAAACUUCACUCGACAACGGAUUCGCACUCAACGGAACUUUUCCAUUCAUGUUGUUUUUGGAGGACGAGAUUAUCAAAGCACCACUUCUUCUGAAUCCACGCGUGUCGUCCCAGCUGAGACGGUGACAUCACCGGUCCUCGCCCACCCCCCCACGCAGAGAGGUGCCAACAGAAAGACAGGAUGCCUGCUCCUCCCCCACCCCCUCCUCCCCCAGGACCCCCGCCUCCCCCCACCUUCAGUCAGGCGAACACGACUCCUCCCAAACUGGGCUCAUCGGAGACUAAAGACAGAGGUGCGCUGCUGUCGGACAUCUGCAAAGGCACCAGGCUGAAGAAAGUGGCCGUGGUCAACGACCGGAGCACGCCGAUUAUAGAGAAAGGUGGAGGAGGUGGUGGCGGAGGUGGUGGCGGUGGUGGUGGAGGUGGUGGUUUUGGAGGCGGUGGGCCAAUGGCAAUGGGAGGCCUUUUCCAAGGAGGUGUGCCAAAAUUACGCCCAGUUACAGAUGGUUCAGCCGGCGGCUCGGUGGGCAGGUCCGCCCUGCGGCCCCCAGGGUCCCGCGCCGCCGCCCCUCGCCCCCCCACAGGCCGCUCCUCCUCGCCCUCUCCGCCCAACAAGCCCUCUCCACCGGAGCACCAGCGCCCACACCGCCCCUCGCUGCCCGACAUCUCCCGCCCCUCCAACAGCAGCAGCAGCAACAGCAGCUCCUCCACAGGCGGAGGGAUGAAGCACAGCACCUCCGCCCCGCCGCCUCCUCCACCCUUCAACAGAGGAGGCCGCAGCAACGCUCCGCCGACCCCCAACCAGAAAGCACACGCUCCGCCCUCCUCAUCCUCCUCUCACAGCAGAGAAAAGCCCCUCCCACCGACGCCCAGCAGAGGCCACACCCCUCCCAGCUCUGCGAGGCCGCUUCCGUCUUCCAGCAGGCCGCCGACCGGUGGCUCUUCAGCUCCUCCGCCUCCUCCGCCGUACAGGCCGCACACGUCGGGCGGCGUCUCCAACGGGCCGUCCCACGUGGAUGGCGGAAGGGCUCCGCAGCUGCCGCAGAGGCACAACUCUCUACACAGAAAACACAUGUCGGGAGGCGGCAGCCAAGGACGCAGCCACGCUCCUCCACCUCCUCCCUCACCGUCUCCAUCCUCAGCCUCCCAGCAGGCCGGCAGACCGCCGCCACCCGCCAGAGAGCCACCUGGGCGCCGAACAGCUCCCCAGGUGCCCCCCUCUGGAUCUCGUAAUAACGGCGGUCGUGACGCCCCUCCCCCUCCUCCUCCGUACCGCGUCCACAGCUCUGCGGCCUCAGAGGCACACAGCCGGGUGGGCAAACCUCCUCCACCUCCCUCCUCUUCCUCCUCCAUCUCAUCUUCAUCCUCCUCCCGAACCCCGGCUGGACCCCCUCCACCGCCCCCGCCCAUCCGGAACGGCCACUCCUCCAUCUCCUCCUCCAAGUUCAUCAUAGGUGAGUCGGGCGUCGUCACCUUCCUCCUCCUCCAUUCGUGGUUUCACCAACGUCAAGCCGGUCUUUAAGUACAUUUAUGAGCAACGUUUCCAUCCAAAAGGAGCACAAAGUUUAUCUGCAUCAGAAGAACGUAGGCGGUGUCUGGUUCGUCCACUACUGUGAAUAUAUGGAGUUGGUUGGUUGGUGCUAAUUCUUCAGUCUGGUGAUGUUCUACCGUUGUAGAAUAAAAGAUGACGACCAGAUGACGUAAUUAAAAGAGAGCCAGACAAAACCACAAAUAAUGAGAACUAAACAAUUGUGUAAAUAUGUUGUUUAUUGUCACAAGGUGUGAUUAUUGUCUACGUAUGUUUCUUUUGCACUUUCUCACACUUUGCUUUAAUUUUGCUAAUUUAGCUGCUUCCUCUUCCUCUGUGGUAUUAGUAGAGUUGUUUAAUUGAAGAAUAGCUGCUAACGAAGCUCCGCUAAUUCUAUGAUGGACACGUUUUCCUGUUAAUUCUUUCACAAUAAAAGUCCUUUUGUUCUUUAAAAAGCAUUUUAGCAGCAAAAUUAGGAAACUAAAUUUCUAGGAAAUGUACAGACGUGACAAAAACUAAUGUAACCACGGCCUUAGUCUUUUAAAACCAAUAUUAUAUUAAUAUCCACAUUUAAAUACUUAACAGUGUUAAAUUAAAUGAGCUAAAGAGGAAACUAUAUGCCCACAUUCAUGGUGGUAGAGUGUGGCACUUCUUCUUAAAUUGGGAAGUUUUAGUGCUUUGCUUUGCACCUCUAUCAAGUUAAAAAUCAAAGCAGCCGAGAGCUGAUUUCUAGUCUCUAGUAUGAGUCAAGCUUAAAAAACACAGGAUCCUACAUCUCCCAUAAUGCAACGCGGCAUCUUGAGUUGCAUUAUGGGCUGUGGCUCCAACAAACCGCUG